AUGGCCGGAGACAGCAAGGCCGGCAGCUCCGCUCGCACCCCCGCGCGGGCCACGCCCAAGCCAUCGGCCCCGGCCUCGUCCGCCUCCAAGCAACGCUCCAUCGCCUCCUUCUUCCAAAAGUCCUCGCCCUCCGAAAAGGUGGCUCCCGCUCCUCACCGCCCCUCGUCGUGUCUGCAAGAGACCACCAAGGCCAACGCUCUCCCCAAGCUCAGGCAAAAGCCCUCAGCAAAGCUGUCCACCCCAGUCCCCAGCAGCGACGCCCUCGACGCCCCCAGCUCCCCUACCGGCGACGAGAACCUCGCCUCUGUCUCCAGGCCGCUGUCGUCGCCUUCCACGACGAGUGCCACUGCGACACUAACUUCAGACCCAAGGGUGGGGCAUCGGUCCACUCCCAAGGCCGUCGACCAGCCGAGUCCUUCUCGCAAGGCCAAAAAGGUCAUCAGCUACGCCGAGUCCGACGAGGACGACGAUCCCUUUACCUACGGCGGGGCCCCCAAAUCACGACGCCGAGCCAACAGACAGCCCCGCCCUGCCAUCAAAGAUGAGGACGACUACGACGACAGCGAUGCUGCAGAGGCCCUCGAGGACAACGACGAUGAUGACAUGGCAGACUUUGUCGUAUCCGAUGAGUCCGACGGAGAUACCCCACGUUCCAGGAAACGGAAGCGAUCCUCCAACAAAUCGCAGACGGCCCGGAAGCGCUCCAACGUCUCCUCCCCGCCCACAAAGCGGGAACAGUCCCCGCUGCCCAUCGAGGCCGUCGAUGACCUGCUCAUGGACGACUUGAGCCCGACCUCGACCGCCGCCCAAUGGAGCUACGAUGCCGAAGCCACCGACAAGCGCCCCGUCACCAAGCCCGCCGAGCGCGCCGCCCGAGACCCCAAGAUCAAGGAAAAGGCGCACACGAGGGAGCCCGAGGAGCGCUACCCCUGGCUGGCAGACAUCCGCGACAAGGACAAGCGCGCCCCGGGGGACCCAGAGUACGACCCGAGGACCAUCUACAUCCCGCCCAUGGCCUGGAACAAGUUCUCGCCCUUUGAGAAGCAGUACUGGGGCAUCAAGCAGAAUCUGUGGGACACCAUUGUCUUCUUCAAAAAGGGCAAGUUCUACGAGCUAUACGAAAACGACGCUACCAUCGGCCACCAGCAGUUUGACUUUAAAAUGACCGACAGGGUCAACAUGCGCAUGGUUGGCGUGCCCGAGAGCUCCCUGGACCACUGGAUCAACCAGUUCAUCGCCAAGCAGUUCAAGGUGGCACGCGUCGACCAGAUGGAGACCAACCUCGCCAAGGAGAUGCGCGAGCGCCAGGACAAGACGGGCAAAAAGGCCGACAAGGUCAUCUCGCGCGAGCUGGCGUGCGUCCUCACCGCCGGCACCCUCGUCGACGGCAGCAUGCUCCAGGACGACAUGGCCGCCUACUGCCUCUCCAUCAAGGAAUCCGUCGUCGACGGCUCGCCGGCCUUUGGUAUUGCCUUUGCGGACACGGCCACCGGCCGCUUCCGCCUCUCCGGCUUCGUCGACGAUGCUGAUCUCACCAGGUUCGAGACGCUGAUUGCCCAGACUGGGCCCCGCGAGCUUGUCCUCGAGCGCUCGCGCCUCUCGACAAAGGCCCUCCGCAUCCUCAAGAACAACACGACCCCCACGACCAUCUGGACCUACCUCAAGCCCGGCGUCGAGUUCUGGGACGCUGACGUGUCGCGCCGCGAGCUGGGCUGCGGCAGCUACUUUGCCGCCGAGGACGGGGCCGAGGAGGCUUGGCCCGAGGCCCUGCAGCGGCACCGCGACGACGACCUGGUCAUGUCGGCUGUCGGCGGCCUCGUCUCGUACCUCAAGUUCCUCAAGCUGGAGCGCCCUCUCCUGUCCCAGGGCAGCUUCGAGACGUACAACCCGAUCCAGAAGAACGGGACGCUGGUCCUGGACGGGCAGACGCUCGUCAACCUGGAGCUGUUUGCCAACUCGGCCACCGGCGGCCACGAGGGCACCUUGUUCAGCCUGCUCAACAAGUGCGUGACGCCCUUUGGGAAGCGCCUGUUUCGGCAGUGGGUGGCGCAUCCGCUGUGCGACAUGCGGCGCAUCAACGAGCGGCUGGACGCCGUCGAGCUGCUCAACGCCGACGCGACCGUGCGCGAGCAGUUUGCGUCGCAGCUCGUCAAGAUGCCCGACCUGGAGCGGCUCAUCUCGCGCAUCCACGCCGGCGCGUGCAAGCCCGAGGACUUUGUCCGCGUGCUCGAGGGCUUUGAGCAGAUAGAGUACACCAUGGGCCUCCUCGGCGCGUUCACGGGCGGCGACGGGCUCGUCGACGGGCUCGUCUCGUCCAUGCCCGACCUCGACGAGCCGCUGAGCUACUGGAAGUCGGCGUUUGACCGCCGCCGGGCGCGCGAGGGCAAGCUGCUGAUUCCCGAGCGCGGCAUCGACGACGACUUUGACGAGAGCCUGGACCGCAUCGACGGCAUCAAGGCGCAGCUGGAGCAGCUCCUGCAGGCGAAAAAGGCCGAGCUCAAGUGCAAGACGCUCAAGUAUACCGACGUCGGCAAGGAGAUUUACCAGGUGGAGGCGCCCAAGGCCGUCAAGGUGCCGUCGAGCUGGCGGCAAAUGUCGGCGACAAAGGACGUCAAGCGCUGGUACUUUGGCGAGCUGACGCAGCUGGUGCGCGAGCUGCAGGAGGCCGAGGAGACGCACUCGCAGCUGGUGCGCGAGGUGGCGUCGCGCUUCUUCCAAAAGUUUGAUGUCGACUACGGCGUGUGGCUGCGGGCGAUCCAGGUGGUCGCGCAGCUCGACUGCCUCGUCAGCCUCGCCCGGGCGUCGACGUCGCUCGGCCAGCCUUGCUGCCGGCCGCGGUUCGUCGACGAGGAGCGCAGCCGGGUCGAGUUUGAGCAGCUGCGGCACCCGUGCAUGACCAACACGGUCGACGACUUUAUUCCCAACGACAUUCGGCUCGGCGGCGACGAGGCCAAGAUUAACCUGCUCACGGGCGCCAACGCGGCGGGCAAGUCGACGGUUCUCCGCAUGUCGUGCGUCGCCGUCAUCAUGGCCCAGGUUGGGUGCUUCGUCCCGGCCGUGUCGGCGCUGCUGACGCCCGUCGACCGCAUCAUGUCGCGCCUGGGCGCCAACGACAACAUAUUUGCCGCGCAGUCGACCUUUUUCGUGGAGCUGUCGGAGACGAAGAAGAUUCUGUCCGAGGCCAGCCCGCGCUCGCUCGUCAUCCUCGACGAGCUGGGACGAGGGACCAGCUCGUAUGACGGCGUGGCGGUUGCGCAGGCGGUGCUGCACCACGUGGCGACGCACAUUGGCUGUGUGGGCUUCUUCGCGACGCACUACCACUCGCUGGCGACCGAGUUUGAGAACCACCCGGAGAUUCGGGCGAGGCGGAUGCAGAUUCACGUCGACGACGAGGAGCGGCGGGUGACGUUUCUGUACCGGCUCGAGGACGGCGUGGCCGAGGGCAGCUUCGGGAUGCACUGCGCCUCCAUGUGCGGCAUCGCGCGGCCGGUGGUGGAGAGGGCCGAGGUGGCGGCCAAGGAAUGGGAGCACACGAGCCGGCUCAAGGAGAGCCUGGACAAGGCCAAGACGGGCUGCUACAUCCCGCUGGGGAUCUUGAGCGACGUGGGGGCGCUGCUGGGCGACAAGGGGGAUGUGAGCGACAAGGGCGUUGAUGUGUUGCUGAGGGCCAUUGCAUGCCUGUGA
This is a messenger RNA of Hirsutella rhossiliensis, 3684 nucleotides long. Its product is annotated as mutS family protein. The transcript is spliced from 4 exons. The record is from RefSeq and is a predicted model, not a curated record. Gene Ontology annotation, biological process: mismatch repair. Gene Ontology annotation, molecular function: ATP-dependent DNA damage sensor activity; ATP binding; mismatched DNA binding. Gene Ontology annotation, cellular component: nucleus; MutSalpha complex. The coding region runs from base 1 to 3684 and encodes 1227 amino acids. Lineage: Eukaryota; Fungi; Ascomycota; Sordariomycetes; Hypocreales; Ophiocordycipitaceae.